AUGUGCCAUAUCCUUUACCCUCUGCCAAUAAGUCAUCAGUAUUAUCAGCCAGGGGACCUGAGCAUUUCUGGCAUAAUUUCUCAAGUCUUCACAUUUUCCAACCCUGUGACCUACAACCAGCAUCCAUCUCACAACCUCCUGGGUGAGAUUGGAUUUGUGACUCAGAUCUAUCAACAUACCCUGGCCUUCGUAUUUGCUGUGAUGGAGAUCAAUGAAAAUCCUCAUAUAUUACCCAAUACUUCCCUGGGCUUCCACAUCUAUAAUAGCCAUUUUCUUCCAAGUGGUACUUUACUUGCUUCCCUGGAGCUUCUCUCCACGUGGAACAACUUUAUCCCAAACUACAAGUGUGAUACUAAAGAUAAUGCUAUGGCAGUCAUUGGAGGACCCGAUUCAGAUGUGGGGUUUUCUUUGGCAACCAUUCUGAGCAUCUACAAAGUACCUCAGUUCACUUAUGGUUCUGCUCCAGUAAUAAAUGACCCAUCCCAAAGUGUGUUUUCUUUACGGAUGUUCCCUAGUAGGGAGCAUCAAUAUUUGGGAAUCCAACAACUGCUGCUUCUUUUCAGGUGGAUCUGGGUUGGAGUUAUUUUUAUAGAUGAUGAGAAUGGAUUGAGAUUUGUACACACGAUACUGCCCAAGUUUUCCAAGAAUGGCAUCUGCUUUGAUUUUAUAGAAACUUUGCCUACCUUAUAUUUUGCCUCUGGUGUUGAUGAAAUGGUGAAUAAAUGGAUCAGAAUAUACAAGAUAAUUAGUGAUAGCACAGCCAACGUAGUGCUCAUACAUGGAGAAAUUCACACUAUGAUCUUUUUGAGGAUGUUCCCCCGCGUUUCAGAAUUUGAAAACCUACCCAUCAAAACCAAGAGCAAAGUGUGGAUUAUGACAGCCCAGAUGGAAUUCACAUCAGUUCCCUUUCUCAAAGACUUUGAGGUUGAUAUUAUCCAUGGUGCUCUCUUGGUCACCCUUCAUUCAACGGAUGUGGUGGGAUUUCAAACAUUCCUUAAAAGAAGAAACCCAAAUGAGGAAAAUGGAGAUGGGUUCAUCAAGGACUUCUGGCAACAGGUCUUCAACUGUCACUUCUCUUCUCCAAGAGAGGACAAGAUGGAGGAAAAUGUCUGCACUGGGGAAGAGAAGGUGGAGACACUGCCUGGUUCUGUUUUCGAAACCACGAUGACUAGUCAUAGCUACAGCCUCUACACUGCAGUUUACACUAUGGCUCAUGCUUUGCAAUCCAUGGAUUCAUCCCAGUUCGAUUCCAGAAUGACAGCAGAAAUAAAAAGAAGGAAUUCCAUCACUAAAGAGCCAUGGCAGGAAUCACCCUCUUCCUUGUGCAAUGACCUUUGCCAUUUGGGUCACCGGCGGAUGAAAAAGGAAGGCAAUCCGUUCUGUUGUUAUGAUUGCCUUCCCUGUCCAGCUGGGGAGAUCUCAAGCCAGAUGGACAUGGAUUCCUGCACUCCAUGUCCAGAAGAUCAUUAUCCAAACAAUUACCAGGAUCGCUGCAUCCCCAAAGAUGUCAGUUUUCUGAGCUACGGAGAACCUUUGGGGAUCAGCCUGACAACUCUUGCUGCCUUCUUUUCUUGCACAACGGCUCUAGUGCUUUGGAUGUUCCUUAAGUACAAGGAAACCCCCAUCGUCAAAGCCAACAAUAGGAAUCUCACCUAUGCCCUGAUCAUUUCCCUCCUGCUCUCUUUUUUUUGCCCUUUGCUUUUUAUUGGUCAGCCAGAGCAGGUGAAGUGCCUGCUUCGCCAAAUAACUUUUGGCAUUAUCUUUUCAGUGGCGGUUUCUUGCAUUUUGGCCAAAACACUAAUUGUAGUUCUGGCCUUUAUGGCCACUAGACCAGGCUCUAGGAUCAGGAAGUGGGUGGGGAAACCACUGGCCCAGUCUGUUGUCUUCUCCUGUUCCCUUACUCAAGUCACCAUUUGUGCGGUUUGGCUGGCAACCUUUCCUCCAUUCCCUGAUGUUGACAUGCACUCUCUGGCUGAAGAAAUUGUCCUUGAAUGCAAUGAGGGUUCAGCUACCAUGUUCUACUGUGUCCUGGGUUUUAUGGGCUUCCUGGCCAUGAUCAGCUUCACUAUGGCUUUCCUAGGAAGAAAGUUACCAGACAAUUUCAAUGAAGCCAAGUUCAUCACCUUCAGCAUGAUGGUCUUCUGCAGUGUGUGGCUCUCUUUCAUUCCAACUUAUCUCAGCACCAAAGGGAAAUAUGUGGUAGCUGUGGAGGUCUUCUCCAUUUUGGCUUCUAGUGCUGGUUUACUAGGCUGCAUUUUCCCUCCCAAAUGCUACAUCAUUCUGUUCAGGCCUGAGCUGAAUGACAGGCAGUACCUGAUGAGAAAGAAAUAA
Molecule: messenger RNA, 2331 nt
Organism: Thamnophis elegans (Western terrestrial garter snake)
Lineage: Eukaryota; Metazoa; Chordata; Lepidosauria; Squamata; Natricidae
Product: extracellular calcium-sensing receptor-like
Exons: 5
Coding region: 1-2331 (776 amino acids)
Biological process (GO): G protein-coupled receptor signaling pathway
Cellular component (GO): membrane
Molecular function (GO): G protein-coupled receptor activity
Source: RefSeq, a predicted model, not a curated record